Molecule: messenger RNA, 3360 nt
Organism: Fonsecaea erecta
Lineage: Eukaryota; Fungi; Ascomycota; Eurotiomycetes; Chaetothyriales; Herpotrichiellaceae
Exons: 1
Coding region: 1-3360 (1119 amino acids)
Biological process (GO): regulation of Rab protein signal transduction
Cellular component (GO): cytoplasmic vesicle
Source: RefSeq, a predicted model, not a curated record
AUGCCUUCAGCACCAGAAACUCCGGAGUCAUCUCGACCACUUGCGGACCACUUCUGGAUCGCCGGUGUCGACAGCCAACAACUGGUAGAUGCCUUCUCUCAGCCACGAUGGUCUCACGAUCACCUCGAGCCUAUCAGCGUCGACUUUUCCAUCAGAGAAGAAACCUCUGUCGACAAUGAGCAGUCAUCCAUCCUCCAGUCUCCUCGAGCCUCGAUUGGCCAUUCUAGACAUGACUCCUACCAGAAACUCUCGCAACUUUCUGAUGAGGCCAGGGAGACCAUCCAGAGUCUCCACGAGGAGCCGCGGCCCCGCAGCAAUCGCAGCAGCCUCACUAUUCGACCGGCCGCGGGCCCUGGCCCCAAUGCUCGGAUGUCCUCACUGAUAUCGGAAGCCGAUUUUGAGAAAGCCAUGGCCAAGUUCGCCACUGACCGAGACGCCUUCUAUCUAGACCUGACGUUUCAUCCGAACGAAAACACCAAGCCUGCUCGUUCCAAGUCGCGGCCCAAGACUCAGAAGAUCAUUGCUCAAGAUGAGGCCGCUCUGGUUCCCAAUCGCAAUUUUGGAAGCAUCCGCCGACACCUUUCCUUCAAGGACAUGUCCAGCACGAAACGCCAACCAUCCAUGGCUCGACGGACGUCGACACGCACCUCCCGUAGGCUGAGCAGUUACAACUCAGUCAUCCCCAGCCCAGAGACCUUCCACAGCUUCCCUGACCAGUAUCCCCUGCUGCGGAAAUUCGAACCCGUAUUGCUGGAACGAUAUCCUGGAUCCCGCACACUCGACAAAUCUCAGAUCAGGGCACCUUUUCCAGACUAUGUGCCCAUGUUUGCCUUCCCGAAUGACGUCAAGAUUGUAGCCUCUGAAAUCAGGCCGAGGUCAAGCUGGCACGAAUUUUCCAUGACUGCAUCAGACAACUCGAGACUAACGGGCGUGACGGUCAUCAUAUGGAUUCCAGUGAACCGCGAUCUUGCCGCUGUUUUGGAAAAGAGGUGUGAGCAAUGGAGAAAAGCUCAUAUGUCGGAGGCUGAGCGAGAGAUGGCGACGUCACUUGCAGAGAGAUUGGCAGCAGAAAGUGCAAGAUUGUCUAGGCUUCUAACACAACUGCCCCAACUCUCGCCCGAUUCAGCGGAAAGAGAGGCUUUGGAGGAUGAAAUAGGCACGGUCGAAGAGAGAAUCAGUGUCAUGUCUGACAUGCUCAGACCAUUGCGGCACAAUUCCGAAUCAGAUAUCCAAGGGCUGACCGGCGGCGAAACGCGCUUCUGGAUCCCGAGAGCUUACGGAGUUUUGGGGAGAGACAAAUCCAUGGCGAAUUUCUGGAGGCAAUGGCUUCGAGCGGUUGUCGUCCCGAUGACCGAUGGAGGAGUCUUGCGGGUACCGGCCAGCUCCCCUAAAGUCGGUAUGUGGCAGCCAUUGGAGAGGUACGUUGCUGCGCUGUGCCUCGAAGCACCAAGUCCCGUCUCAUCCAGGACCCAAGUCCAACUCCCGAUUCGAGAGCUCCAGCUGUAUGCUAAAAAAGAAGCGCCAAAUGAACUCCCGGGCAGCAGGACGACCGAUCUGUACCCCCUCUUCCGAGCCCUCACAAUCCCCAACAUUGUUCUUCUCCUCGAAUACGUCUUAUCGGAGUCCAGGAUCGUUCUCCUCUCAGCCCACGUCGCAAUGCUGCAGCUAGUCAGCAAAGCUAUCCUGGAACUCAUCUGGCCCUUCGAAUGGACAGGGAUAUACAUCCCAGUGCUGCCAUCGCGUUUGGUCCAGGCAUUGGAUGCGCCCUGCCCGUACAUCUGCGGCAUCGACCGGAACUACGAGAAGUUCGAUCUUCCUGAUGACGAUUAUGUUCUUGUCGAUCUGGAUAAGAAUGAGUUGCACAGCACCGCACCACCACCGUUCCUACCGAAACAGCAACGGAGAAAAUUGAUGUCUCUGCUUUACCAGGCUGCGCCACUGCACCAAACCUCUGGAGUGCCCACCGGGCCCCCUGCCUACGCAAUGGAGACAUACCCGUGUGAUGCCUUUGCUGCAGAACUCGAGUCUACCUUCACCGCGGUCACCAAAUCCACGAAUCUUGACAAACUCGCGAGCCUCAGCUCCACCACGUUCGGGCCACAGGCCACAACUGACACCAUUCGGCGGGCCCCGCUGCUGAACGUCUUUCUUGCUUCUACACCAACAAGAGGAAAAAGCACUGAUCGCCCCAGGACAUCGUCAACAGCCAGACACUCUACAUUCACCGAUUCCGACACUCAGUCGCCCGUCACUCCUAACUUCUCCCUGUCGCCUAACCCUGGAACGCCACGGACCGAGACGGGGUACGCUCUUCAGACGUCCCUCCGGGAGAAGAGAUCUGGUCAUUUCGACUCGUUGUCCAAGAGAAGCUUCUCUGGGUCUACCCACAUGAUUCGCAAGGCCAGCCUUCCGUUUGUGAAGCACAGUGCGAGCCCUUCUUCGAGCACUACGCUUUCAGACAAUCGAAAUGGGUCAAUGUAUGCACCCUCUACGUACGCACAGUCGACACUGGCGGCUUCUACCAUCAUGCCUGGAACGCAGACACAAGCCGUACGAAAUGGCGAAGGUACAUAUUGGUCAGAGGGCCAUUAUUUGCAGUGGCGAUCCGCAGAUGGUCCGUCCACGUGUCUCCUAUGCGACGAAAAGGCUCCCGAUGGAUACUACAGGUGUUCAGGCUGUGGCUUCGUCAUUCAUGAUCGCUGUGUUCAAAAUAUCGCUAUUGUCUGCUCUGCAGCAUUCUACCCUGACCAGAUCCGCGCCGCCUUUGUACGAUGCAUGGCCAGCUUGUUGUAUACCUAUCGGAAAUUCAUGCUACCUGCAACUCCUCAGAAAAAGAAGCUUGGAGCUGUAUACACCUUUGACAGUGACGCAUUCACCCGGAGUCUGACCCCGGACCAUGCUGCGUACAUGGGAAUGCUGCAACAGACCCAAGCUUGGAACGAGUUUAUCAUGGACCGUGAAGAGAAAACAUCGACCCCGUCGAUAGCGCUGUUCGACGCCAUUAUCACGGCAAAGCGUCGCCGAGCCGGAUUGCGGUCAUCUAUAUCCAGUCUCAGUCUCAAUAGGAAAAGCUUCAUGGCAUGGCCGCCCUCUGGAGGUCUGCACGCCGACACGCUCUCGGAUACGUCGCAACAUCAAUGGAAGAUAGUGCCAGUACCAUCCAGUGUUGAUCGGCCAGAGCUGGGCGCCGCAGCAAAAGGACGUGAUUAUCACACCAUUGUCACACGAACCCCCGCGAAGCUGGAAGAGGCUUUGUUCAAGCAGGAUGAAAAAGUUCCGAAUUUGCCUACAAUUCCCAAAAGAUCCAGGAUCAGCAUACUGACGGGCAAAAUGAACGGUCUCAACAUGCACGCCCCAUGA